Molecule: messenger RNA, 2679 nt
Organism: Alternaria postmessia
Lineage: Eukaryota; Fungi; Ascomycota; Dothideomycetes; Pleosporales; Pleosporaceae
Exons: 3
Coding region: 1-2679 (892 amino acids)
Cellular component (GO): mitochondrial inner membrane
Source: RefSeq, a predicted model, not a curated record
AUGCUUGCGCCCCGUACCCCUAGUGCAUUUGUGUGCCUCCGAUGUGAAGCGCAAAUUACCCGGCGGCGACUUCCUGCCUUUGCUCGUCCACGAUCCCACGCCAAGUUUUCCGCAUCUACUCGCCGCCACGAUGAUGCCGAAGAGCUGGCGGUGCCGUCGCAGGCGCAACAACCAAAGCUGAAGAUCACAAGAGAAGUGACGCCCUUGAACCGACUAAGGAGAAAGAAGGGGGGUAGAGUCAUACGAGAGACAGCAAAUUUGGGCGUGAAGCGAUUGGGCGACGAUGCCGAUAUUUUGGUUCUGAGGGAAAUCGCAGAACUGACACCAGAGAAAGCCGCCGAAAACCCUGAAGAGCCUGAAAAGACCGUAUCCUCCGAAGCUCCUGAAAUCCCAGACAUAGUCGCCUCGCUGCAGGAGGAAGGGAAGGCCGUCACGCCGGAAGAGAUAUACGAGCAGAUCGAAACCUUGCGGCCGAAAAAUGAUAGCGGCCUCGAUGAGCCGCAUUAUGUCAAGCAAACGACCUUUGUCAAGCUUAGGAAAACACUCAUGAAUGGUUUCACACAUCAGCAGUUAAUAGCAUUCUAUUCGGUCGCUAAGAACAUACGGAAAGAGAAAGUGAAACAGGGUGUCAUAAACAGCAUCAAACAGAAGCCAGGAUCAGGAGACCAGGAUCGGUCUGUAGAGCGCUCUGAGUGGCAGCCUGGUACCACGGAUAUCACCCAGCGCUUGCCUGGCGUCGAUCGUCAUGUCAAAAUCAAACGUUACCGUAAAAAUGUCAGCAAACAGCUGCUCGUUGAUCGCAUACUGAGGGACGUCUGGAAUCUCAUGCUCUUGGAAGAGAUAGAGUCGCCUGGAGAGCUUGAGCUUUCCCUGCAAUCAUGGCAGUUGGCGCUCCUGAAGGCUGGCGAAAAGGAAACACUGUUGGACAAGAUUCGACGGACCCGGCGAGCAAGACUCGAUGUAUACAAACAGCACGGCAUCCUUCGCAUCACAGCAGAUAAGACCACAGCCGAGUACGCUGCCGACGAUAUCGAAGAAGCUCUUCAACGCACGGAGAUGAAGGGGAUGAACUUGAGCAGCUAUCUGCAUCAGAGUGCCAACAUCGAUGUUACAUCGAACCCCAAACCAAAUUUGGUUUCGUUGUUCUAUACACAGAAAGACUUCGAUAUUGUCUCGAUGCUGACUCGUACGAGUAUCGAAGCUGUCGGCAAGACCAUGUUAACGAUCAGAGGCUUCGACAAGAACUCUAUAGACGAAGCGAAACGAACACUGAUCCGCUUCCUGCCUUUCGAAGAGCCAGUUACACGUACUUUUGAUACGCAGCAAUUGGGAAAUGACGAUAGCGCAGCAUUCUUAUUGCCAGUGUUCCCAGCAGACAGUUCUGUAGAGUACAAGUACCGCAGAGGAGAUUUAGGACGUCUAUCGAUACCUAUCGUACGCCUCACGGAACCUGAAUAUGUUGAUUCUGAGGCCGAGAAACUUGCGAAAGCCCCGAAGACAGCAUUGCACGCUCUAGUGAAUCGCACUACGGCGACCGUACUACGAUCUGCCUCUGAUGUGUCACUGCCUACACAUGAGCUUAACCAUUGGAUCCCGGAACCGACAUAUAAGCUCUCUGCUGAAUUUGGUCAGGUAUUGUUUCCCCUGAAAGAUGCAGACUCCAAACGAGUAGUAGAAGCAGCGCUCGCCCAACCAUCUCAGUCGCCUUUUCUGCCGACAAUCCCUGGCUUAAAUAACCUCCUUGCCUCACCCAAUCUGACAGCUACUGCGCGCUUGCAAACGCCAUCUUUACACUACCAAUUCAGACCUGAUCUCUCGAACGCGUCUGGCCAAUUGUUCCCCAGUCUCAACGUACAGAUGCGUACCGGCCGGAGUGGCGCCAGAGCAACUCUUCACAAAAUGACACUCAGCUUCCAGCAACACGUCCACGAUGUUCUGCUCCCUGAUAGAGCAUCAGAUGUACGAUUCUAUCGCCGUGGAAGUCUGCACUUCAGCGUCAAGGACCACAACGACGAGGACGUACAGGCAUGGGUCUAUGCUGUGGUAGAGAACAUUGAGAGUGGCGGCCGCCUCACCGCUCCACCCCUUCGCAUCGAAAUUCCCGAGUGGACUAUACCAGGAGUUUCGAGUGAGGAAAAGGGGACACGCAAUGUCACAUACCACUUCUCUGGUGUCCAAUUUCGGCAAUCUGUCACCGGAAACUUGUUCGGUGAAGAUAUCUCAUAUAGCACAGUGCAGUCUGGCAAAUUUGGCGCAAAGGGCGGUGUACUCACGGCACAUUACAACGGCCAUGGCGAUAGAGAAUUGCGCAAUGAAGUCACCGUCAAAGCUUUUGUGGAAAACUGUUUGGAUAUGGUAGACCUGAUUACCGAUGCCAGCAUGCAGACACUGCCUGUGUCUAGACAGCUUCGCCCACGGUAUGGGAAUAGUGAACGCAAGGCGAAGCGGAGCGAGAUGUCGGCUAGUGAAUCUCAAGCUGCCCACGAAAACGUUGAACUGGCAAAUGGUGUUCUUGAGCCUUUUGGGCAGCAUCCUCACCAUAAGGACGAUAUUAAGGUUGAAGAGGAUAUGGAGGCUGAUGCAAAGGUGGUAGAGGGUCAGCCUGCAGAUGUGAAACAGGAGUCACGAUCUGACGACCCACGUGCGGAAAGACAAAACGAUACUACCCGCACUUUGUAA